AGCCGCGUUAGGGGGUGUCGAAGGCCGCCGGGGGGCUCCCACGGCGGGUGCUGGACUCCCGGAUCUUUGUGCGAUGCUGGGUGGUUGUCGGCCUGUCCCAUGUGGAAUUGCAGCGUGUAAGGGAACACUCCGCUCCCUGGGGGUGGCCCGGCAGCACAGACGCUGACAGGGUAAAAAGCACUUGUCCCCCUCCGCAGCUCCGUCCCUGAAUAAAAUACCAUCGCAAAGCCUGGACGUGCCGCGGCCUUUUUAAAACAGUCCCCUCUUGGAAGCAGCCGCCUCGCCAGAGCGUGAGACUGGCAAGCUGGGAAUCCCCUGGAGCAGUUGCCAAUCUUGCUUUGGAUUUAAUAGAACAUAACUAUUUUAAUAUUGAAAUUUGCAAAUGCAAUGGAAGACGGCAAGACUGAAGAGGUGCUAGAUAUUCUUCGACUUAAUGUGGGAGGUUGUGUGUACACAGCCAGACGCAAAUCUUUAUGCCGCUUUAAGGAUUCAAUGCUAGCAUCCAUGUUCAGUGGACGUUUUCCUCUAAAAAUAGAUGAGUCUGGGGCUUGCCUUAUUGAUCGAGAUGGAAACCUCUUUGAGUAUCUUUUAGAUUAUCUUCAUGGAGAAGUUCGGAUUCCUAAAGAUGAACAAACACGAAUUGCAUUGCAGGAAGAGGCAGAUUACUUUGGCAUCCCUUAUCCUUACAGUCUCUCUGACCACUUAGCCAAUGAAAUUGAGACAUAUUCUUUAAGGUCAAAUAUAGAACUUAAAAAGGCUUUGUUAGACUUCUGUGAUUCUUACGGAUUAGCCUGCACCAAGCCUACCGUUUGGGUUCUGCACUACCUCAACACAUCUGGAGCAAGCUGUGAGAGUAGGAUUAUAGGUGUGUUUGCCACAAAAGCUGAUGGGACUGAUGUACUUGACAAGGAACUGGGAGGAAGAAUAAAUAAUAAAAAUAUGUACAAAAGAGAGGCUGGAAGUAAUGUUCAGUACAUCUGGAGUUAUUAUUCAGUGAGUGAACUGAAAAAGAUGAUGGAUGCUUUUGAUGUCUGGGAAGGGAAAGGAACUUCAGGUUUCAGCUAUUGGAGAAUGCCCCAGCUGAUAGAAUGUUGGACUCUUGAAGAACGCUCUUUGAGAGGAAGUCUCCAUCAUAUGUCUCCAGUUCGUAAAAGACGAUUAAUAGACUUUACUGAAGAGGAGGAAGAUGGUCCAAACUUUAAAGCUGGUCCUAAACCAAUUAGAUUUUCUGGUCCCUCAACAAGUACCCACAUCAAAGUCAAGAACUCUGCUUCAUUAAAGGUAGCUGCCUGUAACACUUCUUCACACUCUGUGGUAACCCGUAAACGACCCAGCAGUGAUAGUUUGGUACAGCGCAAAGUAGUGCCAAAAACUGAACUUGCAGUAUGCACAUCAUUGCCUACAAGUUCUCAGGCAUCUUAUGAAACUGAAGGUCCUGAAAAUGGGGCAGCAUAUCAAACUACAUUCAACAUCUCAACGUCUAAGAAACCCAUGACCACUCGUGUGGUAAAACUGAAGCGGACUCCAUUGUGUAUUAUGUCACCAUCUCAGUCAUCUUCCUCUCUGAGUAAAACAGAUGAACAGGAAGUUCCUGCUGUUGAAAUUCCUACUACUUCUACAUCGCUAAAAGAAAAAGAAUCCGAUAUAUCAACAGUGAAUAGUAAGAUCAAGAAUAAUUUGGAGAAAGACAAACUGGAUGAUAAUGUUUAACUUUUUAGCAGAGAUUUCCUGGCAUAAUCUGCUAAACGAAAAGUUUCUGACCCUGGUGUCACGGGACAAACAAACGUACAUCGUGGAUUAUAAUUUAUUACUAGAGCUGGUAAGAAAUCGUGGAGAAAAAUAGUAAAAUGUACAUGGGCAAAAUUUUGAAAUUUGUAGUAAGUUAUGAGUUUUUUCUUGCUUUACUUUUAAUUUUUUUGGGGAUGGAGGCAAGGUUUGUGGAUUUUGAAAAACGUUUUUGCAAUACAUGUUGACCAUCUCUCAGACUUUUACUUAAAUCAAGUUGCCACAAUGUUACUGUCUUUUAAAAAUAGAAUAUACAUGCGUACAAGCAAACCAAACUCAGCUGAUUCCGUUACUGAUAAAGGUCAAGUUUUUAAAAAAAAAUUGAGACCAAGGUUAGGUUCCUAAAUUUAUAUUUUCAAAUUGGAAAAAAAUAGGUCACGUUAAUUAAUAAUGCGGGAGAUCCAGUCUUAGAUCCCGACUCAGUCGUCUACUCUCCAUGUAUGUAAAAUACUGGACAUUGCAAAGGUAUCUGAAUUACCAAGAAUAAGGAGCAGGGUUGCUAGCUUCAAAGUGCUUUUUGGGGACAAUAUAGGAAAAGCAGUUUAACAGCAAUGAAAGGAGCCAUCCUCCCACCUGCCACAGAGGAGGGACUAGGAAAUGUAAGGGGAAGUAGAAUUGAGACAUACAUAUAUUACAUUCUCAAGGGGGAGUGUUCUCCAGCGGAGAAUUGAAUGGGCGAGCUAGGCUUACAUUGUAUUCCUUAAAAAUUGGAAACAUCCUGGCAUUGCACCAUUCCGGUCCGUCCUGUCCUACAAUUGCAGUAAGGCUCUUAUGCCAAACACACAGCUGUGAUUGCUUUGUUCUCCCCUCAAACCCUUCAUAUAUGCAGGACUCCAACAUACGAGCAGGACAAGUUCAGCCUCUUUCAAGCCCAGAAAACAAAAGAGUAGAGUUUGAAAAAUGGGUAAACAACAAAAAUAUGGAUUGAAUACUGCUUUCAGUUGCACCAGUAUACAUUUGUAGUAACACCGAUGAAAUCAAUGAGUACUGCAGAUCUACACCUGUCUAGCAAAGCAGAAUUUGUGCCAAUGUCUUAAAGAAGUGCCUUGAUUCUUCUUGGGUGUUUAGACCAAUGUUGCUUUAUCUGAGAUUUAUACAGUGCAUAUCUUUGCUGGUCUUGCUUGACUAAAAAGAGUUUUAACAUUGCCAACCCCAAGUGUGCAAAAAUCAUAUGGUGGACUUAAAUCAUGAGACUUUUCAAGCUUUACUCUGCAACCGUGAGGGCUAGAACUUAGCUUUUAUUAAGUUUUUUUUUUUUUUUUUUAAAAGUGAGAUUCUCAUGUAAUAACUUGCCUCCUGUAGCUGAGGUGCUAAGAAAAACUUCAAAUAUCAUGAAAGUUGGCAAAACUGUAGUUUUCUGGCCAUCAACUUACAUUUUGAAGGCCAGUUUACAUCUUUAAUGGCCAAGAUAGCAACUUGGAUUUUUUUUUUUUAAAUGAAAGAUUAUGUAGAAAAGAACAAACAUUAUGGAAAAAUGCUAACAUUGUGUAGUCCUUUGUGUCCAUUGGCCCUAGAGUCUGAAAUAUUUUUAGAAGAGAGUUUGAAUGAAAAAUCAAUUUUUUCAUACAUAUUCAAUUUUGUUUACUCAUUACUUCAUUGUUUUAUAAUGGCGCUGUUUGUAAUGUACUUUUUAUCUUUCUAAAAUGAGUUUCCUAAGAUUGAAUAUUUCCUUCCUACCUGCUUGUCAAUGUUUGAUGAUUUUAAAAGAUUUAAAAACAUACACUAAAGAUCAGCAAUAGUCUGGAAUCACAUACACACACUUUUCAGAAAAAAUCUGGUGCAAUUUUCUGUGAUGGCAUCAGUUCCCUAUUUACUCUAGGUAAUCUUCCUUGGUAGUAAAGUAAUUUUUUGCAAGUAUUAUUAUUAUUAAAUAAGUAUUAGUGCCAAAUUCAUAACAUGUCACUCAGAAGCCUGAACAGUCCAGCACAAGACUGAAAUAAAUGGCAGAAACUCCACCUGAGGGUGCUAGAGGAUAAAUAAAUAAAUUAAAUAAAACUUACAAUAGCCUUUAGAGGCACUGGUCAGGACCUCCAUUGUGCUAGCCAUUGUAUGUACUUGUAGUAAAGACAGGCCCCGCAUCAGAGUUUACAAUUUAAUUUUUUGACAUGAUUCAACUGGUAGAUGAAACAGUCGAGCAGACUGCGGGUGGCGGGGAAGUAAAACAGGAUUUCUUUUUAAAGGGAUUGAUUCCCUGUUGACGUCACAAAAUUGGAUUAAGCCCGUCAUUAAUGGAGUGGGCACAAACAUGCUCUCCUUUAGUUGGAGACAUAAAUAUCUAUUUUGAUCCAUUUUUUAAAUCUGUAAAGCUAGAUAUUGCAUUCUUUCACAUAACAAAUGUGUGUAUAAUUUUGUGCUUGGAUAGAACUGUUAAUUUUCAAAUGUCUUAUGUAUUAAAUAGCUCCAACCUAUAACUAUCAAAAGAGAUUUUUAGUGAGGAGCAGCAAUGGCACUUAGCUCCUGCCUGUGAGCAUGCAGGUAACCUGAAACCAAAAGAAACUUCUCAGGUCAGUGAGUAGUUUCAUGGCAUGGGUCGCAUACUAGGUGUUUUGGAGAGGAGGGAACAUUGGGUGGAAUCUUUGCAAGUUAAAGGUUUUUGUGCAAAUUUUUUACAUUCCCCGGGUUUCCCCCCUCUCCUUCAAAAAUGCAGCAUGGGGCCUAAUCUCUUGAAAAUUUGUUACAUUAAAUCACAAUUGUCUAUUUCAGCAAAGGAAGUCCUGUAUGGCAUUCUACAUCUGCGUUCAAACUCUUAGGCAGAUACAGGUAACAUGAAAGAUUUGAGGAAGUUGUAUUAAACAUGAGACUUGGUUCUUCAUUUGAGAUUUUGUGUGUUCUAUCAAAUUUUGCUUAAUAACCAGGGUAGUUUGAAAAAUGUACCAAGUUAAAUCUAUAAAAGAAACUGAAUUCUGAAAUUCAGAGAUGCUUCUCCAUGCAUCUUAAGAAGUGUUUUUUUACCCACGAAAGCUUAUCUGCAAAUAAAUCUGUUAAGUCUUUAAAGUGCCACCGGAAUCCUUGUUAUUUCUGUGGAUACAGACUAACAUGGCUACUCCCGAUACUUGAAUUCAGAAAGUAACUUCAGUCUAGCAAUCCAUUGUGCUGACUACUAGCGUCCAAUGACCAUGAUCUCAUGUAUGAAAUGUAUUGCCUAUUUAGUUUGAUGGAUUAAACACUGCUGUUCAUUUUCUUAUUAACAUUGUCACUCUUUCAGCCCUCUGUAGAAGCAGAAUUUUGUGUUUUCAAACAACCCAAUGUUUGGCAGUGCAAGUGUUAAGUAUGCAGAAGAGUACCAUUCCAUGUUCAUGCCUCGAAAAUCAUUCACAUGUGACCGAGCAUGGGGCUGAGACACAGAAGCCUGUUAUCACCAACAGUACAUGUGAGUUAUAAAGCUGUAAUUCAAUAAACUGCUUCUGAAUAUGGAGAA
Molecule: messenger RNA, 5203 nt
Organism: Dermochelys coriacea (leatherback sea turtle)
Lineage: Eukaryota; Metazoa; Chordata; Testudines; Dermochelyidae
Gene: KCTD18
Product: potassium channel tetramerization domain containing 18
Exons: 7
Coding region: 388-1710 (440 amino acids)
Biological process (GO): protein homooligomerization
Source: RefSeq, a predicted model, not a curated record